Caenorhabditis angaria is the source of this 889-nucleotide messenger RNA. NCBI's taxonomy places the organism in Eukaryota, Metazoa, Nematoda, Chromadorea, Rhabditida, Rhabditidae. The record is from the annotation of a GenBank genome assembly.
AUGGUUGAACUGGAUCAUAACCAAAAACCAACAACAUCUCAAUUUACACAGGAUAUUUCUUCGAAUAUUUUUAGAUCGAAUGACGAAAUUAUGAGAUUGAAGAGAUUGAGAAGAUUCAAACGUCAAUUCUCAAUUUAUGUUCAAACCGAUGAUGUGAGUCCAAUUUAUUUUCCAUUCACUUGAUUGUUUCUAUUUAAUUUUUCAUUGUUUGAAACAGAACACGACCAGAAAUAAAAUUAAUCUUUAUAAAACUUAGCGUUCUCUUGGGCUAACAAAUUUUCUCUCUUUUUCCUUUUUUUCAAAAUGUUUUUCAUUGAACUCAAAAUAGGCAGAGUCUAGACAAGAUAAUCUUUCAGUACAUAUUUCAUGACAAUAUUCCGAGAAAAUAAGAUCAUAAAGAUCCACGAAUUGUUUUCUUGAUUUUACAAACAUCUUCAAAAUCUAUAUUAAUUGAGCAAAAACCAAGUCAUAGAAAAUAGAUCAAGUUAAACAUAGAACCAUUUUUUCAUCACAUGCUAACCCUUAUAAUGACGAUAGUCAAAGUUCUUAUCAACAAAUCAAGAAACAUAUUUUACAGAUUGAUAAAAACGAUGGUAAAGAUGAUGAUCAACUUUUCAAAUACCCUGGUGAUUUGAGAGGAAUUAAAAGAAAACGAAUUAUCGUGAAAAAGUUAGUUGAAAUUUAAUACAAUUCAAUACCGAAAUUCCAAAUUUCCAGACCUAUCAAUGAAAAACGCAAAACAUUUUCACAUCAACAAUCAAUACAACAAAAAGAUGAUCCCUCUGAUGGAGAUGAGAAAAUCGAAAUUGAAUCUGGAAAAAAUGAAAACUGUGAAGCGGAGAAUAAAGCAACAUGUGAAAAUUCUGGUAGUUUGAAAAUCGAUAAUUAA